Messenger RNA from Rattus rattus (black rat), 4163 nucleotides. It is a transcript of the gene Bcr, whose product is annotated as BCR activator of RhoGEF and GTPase. Gene Ontology annotation, molecular function: GTPase activator activity; protein serine/threonine kinase activity; guanyl-nucleotide exchange factor activity. NCBI's taxonomy places the organism in Eukaryota, Metazoa, Chordata, Mammalia, Rodentia, Muridae. Gene Ontology annotation, cellular component: membrane. The record is from RefSeq and is a predicted model, not a curated record. Gene Ontology annotation, biological process: positive regulation of GTPase activity; intracellular signal transduction; protein phosphorylation.
AUGGUGGACUCGGUGGGUUUCGCCAGAGGCGUGGAGGGCGCAGUUCCUGUGGAGCCGCCGCGCAUGGAGCUGCGCUCGGUGGGUGACAUCGAGCAGGAGCUGGAGCGCUGCAAGGCCUCCAUUAGGCGCUUGGAGCAGGAGGUGAACCAGGAGCGCUUCCGCAUGAUCUACCUGCAGACGCUGCUGGCCAAGGAGAAGAAGAGCUACGAUCGGCAGCGCGGGCUUCCGCCGGCAGCGCAGCCCCUGGACGGCGCCGCCGAGCGAGCGUCCGCCCCGCGCCUGCCGCCCGCGCCCGCCGACGGCGCAGACCCGGCGCCCGUCGAGGAGUCGGAGGCGCGGCCGGACGGAGAGGGGUCACCGAGUAAGGGGCGACCGGCGACUGCCCGCAGGCCAGCGGCUGCUGCGCCGGCGGACCGGGACGACCGAGGACCCCCCACCAGCGUGGCGGCGCUCAGAUCCAACUUCGAGAAGAUCCGCAAGGGACCUGCCCAGCCCGGCUCUGCCGACGCCGAGAAGCCCUUUUACGUGAACGUCGAGUUUCACCACGAGCGCGGCCUGGUGAAGGUCAACGACAAAGAGGUGUCCGACCGAAUCAGUUCUCUGGGCAGCCAGGCCAUGCAAAUGGAGCGCAAGAAGUCCCAGCAGAGCGCCGGGCAGGGCCUGGGGGAAGCACCCAGACCCCAUUACCGUGGGCGCUCCUCGGAGAGCAGCUGCGGCCUCGACGGUGACUAUGAGGAUGCAGAGUUGAAUCCCCGUUUCCUGAAGGACAACCUAAUCAAUGCCAACGGUGGCAACACCCCUUGGCUGCCCCCUGAGCAUCAACCCACCAGAGCAUCUAAUAAUGGGGGUAUGAUGGUGGAAGGGGCAGAGCCUCUCCUGCGAAGCCAGAGCACUUCAGAGCAGGAGAAGCGCCUCACCUGGCCCCGCAGGUCCUACUCGCCUCGGAGUUUUGAAGACAGCGGAGGUGGCUACACUCCGGACUGCAGCUCCAAUGAGAACCUCACCUCCAGCGAGGAGGACUUUUCCUCUGGCCAGUCCAGCCGCGUGUCACCAAGCCCCACCACCUACCGUAUGUUCCGGGACAAGAGUCGCUCACCCUCGCAGAAUUCACAACAGUCCUUUGACAGCAGCAGCCCUCCGACGCCACAGUGCCAGAAGCGGCACCGGCAGUGCCAGGUUGUGGUGUCUGAGGCUACCAUAGUAGGUGUUCGCAAGACCGGGCAGAUCUGGCCCAGUGAUGGGGACAGCACCUUUCAGGGGGAAGCAGAUUCCUCAUUUGGAACACCACCUGGAUAUGGCUGUGCUGCAGACCAGGCUGAGGAACAGCGCCGGCACCAGGACGGGCUGCCCUACAUCGAUGAUUCACCUUCUUCCUCGCCACACCUCAGCAGCAAAGGCAGGGGCAGCCCGGCCUCAGGCGCCCUGGAGCCCACCAAAGCGAGUGAGCUGGAUUUGGAAAAGGGCUUGGAGAUGAGGAAGUGGGUUUUGUCCGGAAUCCUGGCCAGCGAGGAGACGUACCUGAGCCAUCUGGAGGCCCUGCUGCUGCCCAUGAAGCCUCUGAAAGCCGCUGCCACCACGUCUCAGCCUGUACUGACCAGCCAGCAGAUUGAGACCAUUUUCUUCAAAGUGCCUGAGCUCUACGAGAUCCACAAGGAGUUCUACGACGGGCUCUUUCCCCGGGUACAGCAGUGGAGCCACCAGCAGCGUGUGGGUGACCUCUUCCAGAAGCUGGCCAGCCAGCUGGGCGUGUACCGGGCCUUUGUGGAUAACUACGGAGUGGCCAUGGAAACUGCAGAGAAGUGCUGUCAGGCCAACGCUCAGUUUGCAGAAAUCUCUGAGAACCUGAGGGCCAGAAGCAACAAGGACAUCAAAGACUCAACUACCAAGAACUCUUUGGAAACUCUGCUCUACAAACCUGUGGACCGGGUGACGAGGAGCACACUAGUCCUUCACGACUUGCUAAAGCACACUCCAUCCAGCCACCCCGACCAUUCCCUGCUGCAAGACGCCCUCCGCAUCUCUCAGAACUUCCUGUCCAGCAUCAACGAGGAGAUCACGCCCCGCCGGCAGUCCAUGACCGUGAAAAAAGGAGAGCACCGGCAGCUGCUGAAGGACAGCUUCAUGGUGGAGCUGGUGGAGGGGGCCCGCAAGCUGCGUCACAUCUUCCUGUUCACUGACCUGCUCCUCUGCACCAAGCUGAAGAAGCAAAGUGGAGGCAAAACCCAGCAAUAUGACUGUAAAUGGUACAUUCCGCUCACGGACCUCAGCUUCCAGAUGGUGGACGAGUUGGAGGCACUACCCAACAUCCCUCUGGUGCCAGAUGAGGAACUGGAUGCCUUGAAGAUCAAAAUCUCCCAAAUCAAGAGCGACAUCCAACGAGAGAAGAGAGCAAACAAGGGCAGCAAGGUCAUGGAGAGGCUGAGGAAGAAGCUGUCAGAGCAGGAAUCGCUGCUGCUGUUGAUGUCCCCCAGCAUGGCCUUCAGGGUGCACAGUCGCAACGGCAAGAGUUACACAUUCCUUAUUUCCUCUGACUAUGAGCGAGCCGAGUGGAGAGAAAGCAUUCGGGAGCAGCAGAAGAAAUGUUUCAAAAGUUUCUCUCUGACGUCUGUGGAGCUACAGAUGCUGACCAACUCGUGUGUAAAACUUCAGACCGUUCACCACAUUCCACUGACCAUCAACAAAGAAGAUGAUGAGUCUCCCGGACUCUACGGCUUCCUGCACGUCAUCGUACAUUCAGCCACCGGGUUUAAGCAGAGCUCAAAUCUGUACUGCACCCUGGAGGUGGAUUCCUUUGGCUAUUUUGUGAACAAAGCGAAGACUCGAGUCUACAGGGACACCACUGAGCCGAACUGGAAUGAGGAGUUUGAGAUAGAGCUCGAAGGCUCCCAGACCCUGCGGAUACUAUGCUAUGAAAAGUGUUACAACAAAAUGAAGAUGGCGAAGGAGGAUGGCGAGAGCGCUGACAAGCUCAUGGGGAAAGGACAGGUCCAGCUGGACCCCCAAGCCCUCCAGGACAGAGACUGGCAGCGGACUGUCAUCGACAUGAAUGGAAUUGAAGUGAAACUCUCGGUCAAGUUCACAAGCAGGGAGUUCAGCCUGAAGAGAAUGCCCUCCCGCAAACAGACGGGGGUCUUCGGUGUCAAAAUCGCUGUGGUCACAAAGAGAGAGAGGUCCAAGGUACCUUACAUUGUACGCCAGUGUGUGGAGGAGAUUGAGCGCCGGGGCAUGGAGGAAGUAGGCAUCUACCGAGUGUCUGGAGUGGCCACGGACAUUCAGGCCCUGAAGGCAGCCUUUGAUGUCAAUAACAAGGACGUGUCCGUGAUGAUGAGCGAGAUGGACGUGAACGCCAUUGCUGGCACGUUGAAGCUCUACUUCCGAGAGCUGCCCGAGCCCCUCUUCACGGAUGAGUUCUACCCUAACUUCGCAGAAGGCAUUGCUCUUUCAGACCCCGUCGCAAAGGAAAGCUGCAUGCUCAACCUGCUGCUGUCUCUCCCAGAAGCCAACCUCCUGACCUUCCUCUUCCUUCUGGACCACUUGAAAAGGGUAGCUGAAAAGGAGACAGUGAACAAGAUGUCCCUUCACAACCUCGCCACGGUCUUCGGCCCCACGCUGCUUCGGCCCUCGGAGAAGGAGAGCAAGCUUCCCGCUAACCCCAGCCAGCCCAUCACCAUGACUGACAGCUGGUCCCUAGAGGUCAUGUCCCAGGUCCAAGUGUUGCUGUAUUUCCUGCAGCUGGAGGCCAUCCCUGCCCCUGACAGCAAGAGACAGAGCAUCCUGUUUUCUACUGAAGUCUAAAAGCCUGGAGUCAGUCAUCUCAUUAAAGAGGCCUACAGAAUGACCCGGAAACCUGUGACAAGAGAACCCACCCACGGAGUUGGGAAUGAGACCCUUCUUGUGGUGUAACCUAGCCAUUCCGAAGCUCUGGGCCAUCUGCCAAGAGACAAGUACCCAAAGCAAAAGCCAAGGGGGCCUACAUGCACCCAGGUGUGGUCCGCAAGCCCCAGGCUGGCCCCAGACUGUACCUUUCCCUCGCUGCCACCAGGGGGCACCCCAAGCCAGCCCAUCUGCAAGCCCGCGGACAAGGGAAGAGAGGUGGAGAAGAGUGGUUUUUAUGAAUCUUAAUUUAUCAGAGUUUUAAAAAAGAAAAAAAAAUCUCUACUGGA